CAAUCAAAUAACCGAAUCUGUUGGAAUUGCUUCGGAAUCGCAGAACUUUCUUCCUCUGACAUCAAAAGUCCCACUGGGUGUAAGACUGAACAACGCGUAUUAUUAUACUUGCGCAUGAUAUCCAACGAGCGGUGAACGUCUAUAUAUUUCCCCCAGAGACCAGUUUUAAUCAGCUCCAAAUGAGUCAGUCGAAACACGCAGGCUCAACCACAAUGAGUGACAGCAAACCAGAGCUUGCGCUUGUUGUCCCUUUAAAAAUCUGAAUCCAAGGCUAAUAAUUUAUCAAACUCUUAUUAUCUAGAAAAUGUCACGCGAAGGGCACCUUGCUAUGCACUGACGCAAACCCAAUCUUUCCCACGGAGGUAUAGAAAGCAUUGCUCUUACCGCAGCUAAAUUCAUUCGGUCUGCAGUCUUUACUGCUGUUUUACGCCUUCCUGCUACAACAGGCAUGGAUAUUUCCGAGCAGAGGGAGAUGGCCAAGCAGCCGGUGAACAAUCCAGUCAGUUUUAACCCGUCAACCCAGCAUGAAGGAACCGAUGGAGUUACAGCAAACAAACCGGAGAAUGUCCAACACCAACCUUCCGACAUGCAGCCGGCGCUGCCGCCGAAUCCAAUCAACGAAAGAAAAACUUUUUGUCCUGUGGAAAAUAAGCAAGGAGAGGCAGAGGUCAACAAAGCGUAUGGGACGUUUAAAAACCCGGCCCCUGUGCCGGUUCCCAUUAAUUCUGCACUCUGCAAGGAUUCCACCGGAAGUGCGCUGCCUCGAACGGAUGGUUCUACAACUGUUCAUAGCACAUUAAUGUCUCACUGCACAGACGGGUUGUCUAAUCAAAGUGUCACAAGGAGCGCAGUGGAACAAAACAACGCCACGGGCAACUGGACUUCCGUGAGCCAGACCACAGUUAUACUCGGGACAGAUGGUAACACUUCUGUCUUGCCUGGCACAGCGACCGAGGAUGACGAUGACGACCAAGGAGAUGAGAACAAAGCUAGGGGAAAUUGGUCAAAUAAAAUGGAUUUCAUUCUCUCCAUGGUUGGGUAUGCAGUCGGUUUGGGUAACGUGUGGAGAUUUCCAUACCUUGCCUUCCAAAAUGGAGGAGGUGCUUUUUUGAUACCAUACCUGAUAAUGUUGUGCCUCGCGGGAAUUCCUAUAUUUUUAAUGGAAGUAUCUCUGGGCCAGUUCGCCAGCCAGGGCCCCGUAUCUGUAUGGAAAGCUAUACCGGCUUUGCAAGGUUGCGGGAUUGCCAUGUUGAUUAUAUCUGUCUUAAUAGCCAUAUACUAUAAUAUUAUUAUGUGCUGGACAUUGUACUACCUGUUCGCUUCGUUGAAGGGCUCACUCCCAUGGGCUAACUGUAAGAAUUCGUGGAACACCAUGGACUGUAAGGACAAAGAUAUGCUUCUUUUAGACUCUUGUAUACUACGGGACAGGAACAUAACUUCGGUUAAGAACACAACCUUCUGUUUGACGGCUAAUGCGGUUGGGAAUCUAAGCAAACUCGCCAAUCUUACAUCAGAAAACAAAACCUAUGUCAGCCCCAGUGAAGAGUAUUUCAAGUACAACGUGCUGCACAUUUCUAAAGGAAUCGAGUACCCGGGAGAUAUUCGCUGGCCUUUGGCCCUCUGUCUGUUGUUGGCCUGGAUAAUUGUCUAUGCAUCUCUAGCAAAAGGAAUAAAGUCAUCGGGGAAGGUGGUGUACUUCACAGCCACUUUCCCCUACGUAGUGCUGAUCAUUCUCCUGAUCAGGGGGGUCACCCUGCCUGGGGCUGGUUCUGGCAUCCUCUACUUUAUAACACCAAAGUGGGAGAAACUGAAUGAUGCUAAGGUGUGGAAGGAUGCUGCUACUCAAAUUUUCUUCUCACUGUCUGCAGCCUGGGGUGGACUCAUCACUCUGUCUUCCUACAACAAGUUUCACAAUAACUGUUACAGAGAUACAAUAAUAGUGACAUGCACGAACAGUGCCACCAGCAUAUUCGCAGGGUUUGUCAUCUUCUCUGUGAUUGGUUUCAUGGCCCACGAGCUGAAGGUGCCCAUUGAGAAGGUUGCUGAUGAAGGUCCAGGCAUUGCCUUUGUGGUGUACCCUGAGGCCCUGACCAGGCUGCCCCUCUCUCCCUUCUGGGCCAUCAUCUUCUUCCUCAUGCUGCUGACUCUGGGGCUGGAUACCAUGUUUGCUACCAUAGAGACCAUUGUGACAUCGGUAUCGGACGAGUUCCCCAAAUACCUGCGCAAGCACAAACCCAUCUUCACCUUGGUGUGCUGCAUCAGCUUCUUCGUGCUGGGCUUCCCCAUGAUCAUCGAGAGUGGGAUGUACAUGCUGCAGUUGGUGGAUACAUUUGCAGCCUCCUAUUCUCUUGUCAUCAUCGCCAUCUUUGAACUGGUGGGGGUGUCAUACAUCUAUGGUUUGCAGAGAUUCUGUGAAGACAUUGAAAUGAUGAUUGGAUUCCAGCCAAACAAGUUCUGGAGAGUCUGCUGGGCCUUUGUAACCCCUACUAUUCUCACAUUCAUCCUGGGCUUGAGUUUGUACCAGUGGAAGGUGAUGACCUAUGAGGAUUAUACGUACCCCACCUGGUCCAUGGUUCUGGGCUGGCUAAUGGUCAUCUGUUCAGUCAUCUGGAUUCCCAUCAUGUUUGUGAUCAAAAUGCACCUGGCGCCCGGUACCUUCAUCGAGCGCUUAAAGCUGGUGUGCUCCCCUCAGCCUGAUUGGGGCCCCUUCCUGAUGAAGCACCGUGGCGAACGCUACAAGAACAUGAUCGACCCCCUGGGCACAAACUCGCUGGGGCUCAAGCUACCGCCCAAGGAUUUCGAGCUGGGAUCCCAGUACCAGUAGCGACUGCAGGGGGCUAUGGGUGGAAAUAAGGCACGUCUCCCCACUCCUCCCUCUCUCAUUCCCCCUCUCCCACGCUUACUCCUUUCUUCUCUUCCAGGUUCCUGAGUGGAGUAAGUGACCCAGGUGGAACCUUUCCUUUUUCCCCUGUGAAUGCAGUGUUUUUUUUUUUUCCCUCAUAGACUCAUAGACAACCAACUAAUGAAUGCAAAGCCCUUUCAAAGAGGUUGUUCCAAAAUUAAAAUCAUCUUGUAAAGCAAUUUGUCUCCUAGGGAAUACUGGGCCAUGCAGGGCUUCUCCUGACAGAUGUGUUUUCCAUGGAUUCCUGUACUUUAAUGAUAAUAAAGCAGAUGACACAGGCACAGAAUGCGAGCAUCUGUGACCCAUUAAAAUAAAUUCAUGGACAACAAAACAUUAGCAUUUAUCAAGACCAAAUGACUGGUCAUAGCAUCUAUUAAAUUUAUACUUCUGCUAUGAAAUCGCAAUAUUGGUCCCAUAAACUGGCACAUUUUCAUCAUCUUUAUGCCAGUAGUUGGACUUGAUUGAUCAUGUGUGUAAUUACAUAUCAUAUAUACAGUAUUUCCCCCUGUAAGCAUUUAACCUAUUUACCAACUUUAAUGUUAUCAACAUUUAUUGUAAGAAAUAUGUCAUUUGUGCCUACUUCUAUAUCCUUAAUAUCCUCUGAAUAUGGUUUUGCAUAAUGCUGGCUGUUCACUAUGUUCUAAAUAGAAAAAUGUUACUCUUCUAUAGUUCUGUGUUGUAGAGUCUAGGCUUACUGUUCUCUCUUGGCUCAAGAGUUGAUUAAAUGUUCCCUAGCUCUUCCUCUAUAUAUGGAAUUUAAUACAUAUUCUCUCUUAUACUUACUCAAAGCAAAGCACAUGAGUAGUUUAGAGCACAUCCGUGUUGCUCCAUCUUGUGUCUUUCAUACUGUACAUCAGUAUGCUUUUCAUCUUAUCAUACUGUAAGGACAAACACAAGUCACAGUGUGAAAUUGCACUAGUACUUCGCUACUUUUAUAAAUAUACUCAAUGGCCAUAUAUGUGUGCAUAAAAUUAUAUAGACUAUUUACUGCUAUAAUGUUGUGGUCUCUUUAUGGCACUUGUGGGUCAUCUCCCUUUUCAUAUAUCUAGUUUCAGUAGGCUUAAAUAUUAAGAGAGAAUGUGUAUGACUGUAUUGUUGUAUCUUGUGCAAAUGGGAACACUUUUUAAAAUGGUGGUCUUUGUGUCCAUGUUGUGAGCGCUAGUGUUGUCAUGUCCCAAUGAGUAUUAUGAACAGUGGCUAGAGGGUGAGAAUAGUUUUGGAAGAACAACUUUCAUUUUUGGACCUGUGCUUUUAUGGGAUUCCUGUUGUGGAACUCUGGGGACAGUUUUGACAUUUUGUCUGCCUGUCUGCCUGUCUAUCUGUUUUCAUGUGUCAGGGUCUCAGGUAAAACUGACUUCAUCAGCCACAUUUUGUUGAUGCUAUGUACGUUAGCAUCCAGAAAAUUAAAUGUAGUGGUUUUAUAUUUCUUGCCAUGUCGCUUUGAGACAUUUUGAAGGGAGUAAAUACUUCCUGGACAAAAUUGGCAUUGUAGACAAAUGGCUUAAUGUAAUUUGUUCAGCUUUUGAAAUUAAGACUGUCCUCUUUUAACUUGUGCCUAAUUUAGCUUUAACCAGGCAUUAUAAAUAUGUGUUUUCCAAGGGACUUUGCCAAAAAGAGGUUGUCUCCAAAUCUUGCAGUGUUUAGAUCAUGAAUAAUUUACAAUAAUUUCAAGGAGUCAAUACAAUCCUUAAAUCCAGAGUGCCACUGCAUCAAGUUGUUACCUUAAUAAGCUUAUUCUCCACCUGGAUGGAUGUAACUUGACUGUGCGUUAUUUAAUUGAGCUCUUAUCUUCCAAUGAAAGUGAACAUUGUUUGAUUUAAAGGCGUUUAACUCCUCAAGCUGGUGAUGGGUGAAUGAACUGUACUGUCAAGGGAGAAAACAUUUCUGAACCUGAUGACUAAAGAGAUUAUGCCAGCAUAUGACCACCAUAUACUGUAAAAAAUAUUAUUCUUAUGGUGAAAUGAAGUGCUAAGUUUAAAAUAGAUGUUUUAAUAAUUGUUUAAAACACAGGGACAAAGCAUAAGACAAAGAAAGGAAUAAGAAAAGAAAAACCAUGUUAUGUAGUGUGUGUAGUGAAAUGUUAUGUUUUGUAAUCAUUUUAUGUAAAUUAUUUCCCUGUGUGCAGUAAAAUAUACCCUGUAGAUUUACAUAUUUCAAAACAUUUCACUCACAUUUCACUGAUGUAGCCAUAUUGAAAUUCUUAUAUAACACGCUUAGAAAAUAUACAUAUACAUACAUUCAGACACAGACACACACACGCACACACACAUACACAUAUGUACACGCAUGCAUGCAAGCACACACAUAUUUACACACAGAUCUAUCCUGAAAAAUGUUAAAUUCUGUGACAGACACAGACAGAUUGCAAUAGAAAUUUAUUUAAUUCAGAAUUAUUUAUUAUCCCUGAAUUAAUUUAUGUGUCAUGUGGUUACUGUGUCCUGUGUGUCCUGUUUCUCUCUGACUUUCUUGACCAGAGCUAUGACUGUAGAACCCACUGCUCUACUCCAUCUGUUCAGUGAAAAUUUCAACAAACACUUUGGCAGUUUUCCAAAACAGAGAAAAAAAAGAAAAAAACUGCAUCAGUCAAUGACAUUAUUCUACAGAAAGUACAAGCAGGAAUACAGUACAGUGCCUGUGAGCAACUGUGUCUCUGGCUGAAAUCAUACUUGUGUUCUCCUUUUUUCCUCCUAAAGUUGUAAAUCACAAGGGAUUUGCUUUCAGAUACAAAAUCAUUAACAAAUUAUUAUAAAACAAGGCAGCAAGCUUGACGUUUUUCAUGUUUCUGUGUUUUUUUGUGAUCCUGUUAGGGCCUUUUUAGGUAUAUGUAUGCUUGUGCCCCUCCUAACUUUCUGCUUUGCAUGCACCUGCUAUGUUGUCAUUGAUGUAGAGUUCCAUGUCACUUCCUCAGAAUACCGGCAUGUGGGGAAAAUCAUUGUUUUUCCUUGUAUUCAAAUUUACAGAAAAAGCAUCAUUUUAUGCCUACAAGUCAACUUUAGGCAGUAGCUAACCAAAGAGGGAGACCUUUAUGAAGGGUUCUGAGAUAAGAAAAUGAAAAAAAUGUAAAAGAAAUAAAAUUAAAAGAAAUAAAAGCAUGUGUAUUUGGGAGACAGAGAUACUGCCAGUUGUUUUCCAUUAGUGUUCAUUGAUAUGAGCCAAUAUGUUACAAUACAUCUUCAGGUAACCAUUGGCCUUAUAGAUGUCUUAUAAUUGCAGAAUAUUAUAUGUAUGUCAAAUUAUAGAUGCAGAGCAAUCUAAAAUCUGCCAUAUAUAUGUAUGUAUGAAUAUAUAUAUAUAUAUAUAUAUAUAUACAUACAUACAUAUACACAAACAUAUGUAUACAAUAUAUAUAAAAUAUCUUAUGUAGUGUAUGUUGUGUCUUUUUGGCACUUUAUUGUGGACCUAUCACUGUAUAGGUUAAAUUUCUAAUUACUUGCGUAAUGUCAUAUAUUUUGGUGUGUUCUAUGUGGGGUACUGCUGCCUAUGGAUAUAGAUAUGUACCUCCGUCAGACCGUGACAUCUAUUGGAUUGCCAUACAAAUAGAGUACAAAUAUAAAAUUAUGAUGUUUUGAAUCUUGUGCUAGAAGAGAAAA
Molecule: messenger RNA, 6492 nt
Organism: Anguilla rostrata (American eel)
Lineage: Eukaryota; Metazoa; Chordata; Actinopteri; Anguilliformes; Anguillidae
Product: sodium- and chloride-dependent glycine transporter 2-like
Exons: 16
Coding region: 449-2824 (791 amino acids)
Biological process (GO): glycine import across plasma membrane; sodium ion transmembrane transport; synaptic transmission, glycinergic
Cellular component (GO): plasma membrane
Molecular function (GO): glycine:sodium symporter activity
Source: RefSeq, a predicted model, not a curated record